UUAUAGUUUCUUGCGAAUGGCCUUUAUCGGCCUGGAAACCUACAGGAGGGAAUUUUGGGAUUUUUACUGGAGGAUAUACAGCACACAAUCAAGCAGGCAUCCCAGAAGCAAUGCUUCGUUUGUGGCGAGCGAGGGGCCACCAUCACCUGCACGGAGACGGGCUGUGAACGCAGCUUCCAUCUCCCCUGCGCCUCGGAGGGAGAAUGUGUCACCCAGUUCUUUGGGCGGUACAGGUCCUUCUGCUGGGAGCACCGCCCUCAGCAGGCAGUGCAGGCAGCUCCAGAGCAGGACACCACCUGCAUCAUCUGCAUGGACCCUGUGGGGGACAGCAAGUCCUACCACACCAUGGUGUGCCCAGCCUGCAGUCACGCCUGGUUCCACCGGGGCUGCAUCCAGGGACAAGCUGUGUGCGCAGGCAUUCUCUGCUUCCAGUGCCCCAUCUGCAGAAACAGGGGGGAGUUUUGUUCAGAAAUGUUCAUCAUGGGGAUCCGAGUCCCAUUCAGGUUCGUGUCCCUCUGCCCUGCUCUCUAGACACGAGGGCACAAGCGCUGCGCAUGGCCAGGGACUGGACAAUUUCCCUCCCUUCUCUCGCAGAAGACCAACCUGGGAGAACAACGACGCCUUUGCAUCGCUGCGAGAGAGGCACCAGCGCUGUGAUGUCAGCGAAUGCCUUUACCCACAAGGCAGGGAGCAGGCGGAGGGACAGGGGCCCUGGCAGCUGCUCCUGUGCCGCUCCUGCGCCGCCGAAGGCACCCACCGGCGCUGCUCCAACUUGACCAACAGCGCAGGCACCUGGGAGUGCGGCAGCUGCGCUGGCGUGGGCACCGCCUCCAGUGCCAACCUGGGGCUCGCCGGCCCCACCACCUCCAGUAAAGAGGCUCUGGGGCCCUCCCGUGGCUCCCCAGCACCUGAAAGCAGCAGCCUCAGCAGCGCCAGCAGCCAGGCAGCACCGGGGCCAUCCCACAGUUCCCAGGUGACUGAGAGGAGGCGGCCAGGGACAGAACAGAGGACAAUCUGCCAGCCUGUACGCCAGGCCCAAGACACCUGUAACGAUCCUGGAAGAAGCCGCUGCAGGAGCAGCCGUGCUGCAGAACCCAGCGCUGGGAGCAGCACCCCCAGCUUGGCCAGCCAGAGGGCACCAGGAACCUCCAGUCACUCCUUGGUGCCCGAAGGCAGACACCCCGCCAGCCAGCGAGGGCGACCCCGGACAAGAAGCCGCUCACCGCUGGAACGUCCAGCCCCGGAUCCUCAGAGCCGGCCCCGAAGACGCCACAGGAGCAGCCGUGCACCACAAACUGGUGCGGGGAGCAGCAGCAGCGCCAGAUCUGCCAGGCGGGCGGCAUCGGGGUCCCCCAGUGGAUCCCCGGGGCCUAAACGGAGACGAUGCUCCAGCCAGCAGGGGACGGCCCAGAGAAGAAGCCGCUCCCCAUUACAACACCAGGCCCCAAAUACCCAGAGGCAGACCCGAAGACGGCAUCGGAGCAGACGUGCUACAACCCCCAGUGCUCAGAGCAGCAGCGACAGCAGCAGCAGCAGCUCUGCCAGUGGAACAGCACCAGGAACCUCCAGUCGCUCCACGGUGCCCAAAGGCAGACACCCCGCCAGCCAGCGGGGGCGACCCCGGACGAGAAGCCGCUCACCGCUGGAACGUCCAGCCCCAGAUCCCCAGAGCCGGCCCCGAAGACGCCUCAGGAGCAGCCGUGCACCACAAACUGGUGCUGGGAGCAGCAGCAGCGCCAGAUCUGCCAGGCGGGUGGCAUCGGGGUCCCCCAGUGGAUCCCCGGGGCCUAAACGGAGACGAUGCUCCAGCCAGCAGGGGACGGCCCAGAGAAGCCGCUCCCCAUUACAACACCAGGCCCCAAAUACCCAGAGGCAGACCCGAAGACGGCGUGGGAGCAGACACAACACUGGAGUGAUACCAGUGCUGUUCCAGCUACGACUGCAGAGCACAGCACUGUGUGGGCUGCUGCAGGGAAAGGUGACUCCAUCCUAGACAGACCCAACACAAUCACCUAAACCCUCAGUUUGCAGGCCCAGGGGCUCCUUUGUAGGGACCAAGCCCUUUGGUUCAGGGCCCUGAGACUGCUCUCUGCAGACAAAGCUGGAUUCUUAUUGCAUACACCCUCGCUUUUAUGGCCCAGGCUGUCAUUUUCAGGGCACGAUGCCGUAUCUUUAGGGCCCCCAGUUGCACUGUGAGGUGCAGAGCUGCCUUUUAGGGUACAAAGCCUUAUUCGUGAGGAAAUACCCUGCUUCUUCAGGUCCAAAAUCCUCACGCUAGGAGACAAGGCCUCAAUUCGAGGGCCCAAAGCCUCCUUUAAGGGUCCAAACACCCAUUUGGAGGGACCAAAGCAUCAUUGUAGGGUCCAGUCCGUGAGCCAGAGACUCCAAAGGCCCAGGGUCCAGGUCUAAAGCCUCACCUUGACGACCAAGCCUCCCCACGCUCCCCCUCCGUCCCCAUUUUAAGUCUUCAAAGCCGCAUUAGUAAGCCCCCGUGUUUCCUCUCUAGGCUCCGAAGCCUUCUUUUAAGGCUCCAGAACCUCCUCUUGGCAUCCCAAGUCAUCUUCUGAUCGCCUAAACCCUCAGUUUGCAGGCCCAGGGGCUCCUUUGUAGGGACCAAGCCCUUUGGUUCAGGGCCCUGAGACUGCUCUCUGGAGAUAAAGCUGGCUUCUCAUUACUUACA
Molecule: messenger RNA, 2680 nt
Organism: Cygnus olor (mute swan)
Lineage: Eukaryota; Metazoa; Chordata; Aves; Anseriformes; Anatidae
Product: serine/arginine repetitive matrix protein 1-like
Exons: 7
Coding region: 17-1993 (658 amino acids)
Cellular component (GO): nucleus
Source: RefSeq, a predicted model, not a curated record